UUUUCCGAGUUCUCGAAAACCGCCACUAUUUUUGUAUAUUUUUGAAUUAAUUUGGAGUAAAAAGCAGUUUAAACAUUUGUAAAUAAAAUAAUGAGUGUUCUACAUCAAUAUAACUGUAACGUAUUAAUGGAUCACAGUAAAUUUUUAAAUGAAAUGUACAGUAAUGUUUCUUCGUCCGCUUCCGCCAAUGAAAGUAAUGCUUAUAAAAUAAACCAGUGUUUGUUUAAUAUAAUUAUUGACAAAGGACUCAGAGAGGUACCUAUUAAGAAGAGAAAGCUACAGGAUCAAGAAUUAAAUGAGGAAUGUUCAAGAGUAAAAGAUAUGUACGAGCAAUUUUUAGACAAACUACCACCUGAAUUCAAGCGAAGUCCUCUAAAAAAUGGUUCAAGUGAAGUGCGGGAUCUAGCCCAAAAGCUAUUUGAGGCGACUGUGUUUGAACAUAAAGGCAUAAUUGGUGGAAACAACUCAGAUUCUGCACUCAUAUGUUCAGUAAAGGAUGAGCAAUUCCUGAUACCUUCUAAUUGUAGCUUCUAUUGUGGCUGUGUAAAGGAGCAAUGUGAUAAACUGACUGGCAAGUUUGACAUAGUGGUAGCAGAUCCUCCCUGGUGGAACAAGUACAUAAGGAGGCUGAAGCAUGCUAAUGAUAAGCUCAGUUACUCCAUGAUGUACAAUGAAGACAUUGCCUCCAUACCUGUGAAAAACCUGCUAUCUCCAAACUGCCUUGUUGCCAUGUGGUGCACAAAUGCACCAAGCAAUAUAGCAGCUGUUAAAGAUUUGAUAUUCCCUCAGUGGGGCGUGGAGUACUUGACUACCUGGUACUGGUUAAAGGUCACAACAGAUAUGGAGCCGCUAUGUGAAUUCAGCUCUGGAUGCAAGAAGCAACCUUACGAAAGGAUCAUACUGGGAAAAGUAGGAGAUGUAACUGUGCCAGAGGAGCAGUUAAUCGUCAGUGUUCCGAGCGCUUUGCAUUCACACAAACCUCCUUUAUUAGAACUCCUAUCACCAUACGUAAAAACAAGCAAUCCACAAAUCCUGGAGCUAUUCGCGAGGUACCUCCUACCAAACACGACCAGCGUCGGCUUCGAACCGCUCAAGUGGCAGCAUGUAUCACUGUAUGAGAAAGUUAGUUGAUGAAUAAAAGAGAA
Molecule: messenger RNA, 1145 nt
Organism: Leguminivora glycinivorella
Lineage: Eukaryota; Metazoa; Arthropoda; Insecta; Lepidoptera; Tortricidae
Gene: Mettl4
Product: N(6)-adenine-specific methyltransferase METTL4
Exons: 6
Coding region: 91-1131 (346 amino acids)
Cellular component (GO): RNA N6-methyladenosine methyltransferase complex; nucleus
Molecular function (GO): methyltransferase activity; nucleic acid binding
Source: RefSeq, a predicted model, not a curated record